Molecule: messenger RNA, 2068 nt
Organism: Impatiens glandulifera
Lineage: Eukaryota; Viridiplantae; Streptophyta; Magnoliopsida; Ericales; Balsaminaceae
Product: ABC transporter G family member 23
Exons: 1
Coding region: 32-2068 (678 amino acids)
Cellular component (GO): membrane
Molecular function (GO): ATP hydrolysis activity; ATP binding; ABC-type transporter activity
Source: RefSeq, a predicted model, not a curated record
UUCUCUGAAUCAACCUCAAAUCCAUUCAUCCAUGGCUUCUCCUUUCUUCCAUCAUCAACCUCAAACAACAACUGAUGAUGACAGUAUUGCAAUCCUCUUCUCAUCCAAUUCCAACUCCCCUCUUUACGAAUUAGAACUAGACGAAUCCACCAGCCUUUCCUCCACCACCACUCCCUCAAUCCAUUCCCAACUAUCAUCAUCAACAACAACAAAACCCACUUAUAAUAAACUCACCACCAAAAACCUCUCUUACUCAAUCUCCCAAAAGGGUCCCAAUUCGAUCUCAAAUCUGAUCUAUUCUAUCGUCCCAUUAAUCAAAAAUACCAACCCAAACCAAGUUCCGAUUCUCAAAUCAGUCUCGUUCGAGGCCAGAAGCUCUGAAAUACUUGCCAUUGUAGGCCCAAGUGGCACUGGAAAAUCCACAUUGCUGCGAAUCAUCUCCGGGAGAGUUAGAAACAACAACGAUUUAUUCGAUGAUAACAGGGCCUGCAUUUAUAUUAACGAUCAGGAUGUGAAAUCGGCGACCCAUUUGAGGAAAACAUGUGGGUUCGUUCCGCAAGAGGAUGAUUUACUGCCAUUGUUGACGGUUAAGGAGACGCUCAUGUUCAGUGCUAAGUUCAGGCUUGUUAAAGAGAGAGUGGAACGAGUUGAGAGCUUGAUGCAGGAGCUUGGACUUGCCCAUGUCGGGGAUGGAUUUGUUGGGGAUGAAGAGAAAAGAGGAAUAUCAGGAGGAGAAAGAAAGAGGGUUUCUAUUGGAGUGGAGAUGAUGCAUGAUCCUCCAUUUCUUCUCCUUGACGAGCCCACUUCCGGCCUCGACAGUUCAUCAGCACUUCAGGUGAUGGAGCUGUUAUCGUCCAUGGCGAAAUCAAAGCAGAGGACAAUCAUAUUAUCAAUUCACCAGCCAAGUUACAGAAUCCUGGACUUCAUCUCCAGUUUCUUGAUUCUUUCUCAUGGCUCAGUCGUCCACCAUGGCAGUCUCCAUUCUCUAGAAGAAACAAUCAACAAAUUAGGCUUCAGAAUCCCACCCCAACUCAAUCCUCUCGAAUUCUCCAUGGAAUCCGAAAUCAUCUCCGCCCUGGAACAUCACUACAAUACGAAUUCCAUUUCCAAUUCCACCCAACAACAGAUCAACUUCCCAUCAUCAAAACCAUGGAAGCCAGACGAUAAUAGUAGUAUCAUUAACAACAACGAAUUCCCAGGAUUUGAAAUCUUGGUCCUGUGCUCGAGAUUCUGGAAAAUCAUUUAUCGAACGAAACAGUUGUUCUUAGCCAGAACAGUUCAGGCCCUGGUGGGAGGAUUCGGGCUAGGAAGCGUGUACGUAAGUGUAAAGAAAGACGAAACUGGCAUCGCGGAAAGACUCGGCCUAUUCGCGUUCAGCUUAAGCUUCCUCCUAUCAUCAACCGUGGAAGCUUUACCGAUUUACCUUCAAGAAAGGAGAGUCCUAAUGAAAGAAGCAUCCAGAGGGGCAUACAAGAUAUCAUCAUACAUAAUCGCAAACACAAUCAUCUUUCUCCCAUUCCUUUUCGCAGUCGCCCUACUCUUCUCCAUCCCCGUUUACUGGCUCGUGGGACUUAACCCAUCUCUUCCCGCCUUCUCCUUCUUCGUAUUCCUCGUUUGGAUGAUCGUUCUAAUGGCCAGCUCCUUAGUGAUGUUCCUGAGCGCCGUGUCGCCCGAUUUCAUAUCAGGAAAUUCUCUAAUCUGUACGGUUUUGGGCGCGUUUUUCCUGUUCUCGGGAUACUUCAUACCCAAGAAGAAUAUACCCAAGUAUUGGAUUUUCAUGUACUAUGUUUCGAUUUAUCGAUAUCCUUUGGAUUCAAUGAUUACCAAUGAGUAUUGGAGCCAAAGAGAUGUUUGUUUCUCUAGAUCUGAUCUGAUGAUCUACAAUAAUAGUACCGGAGGAGGAGGAGAUUACAAGUGUUUGACGACGGGGAAUGAUGUGCUUAAGAACGGAGAUCUAGAAGGAGACAACAGAUGGAUUAACGUUGGAAUCAUGUUUGGAUUCUUUAUCAUUUAUAGGGUGCUUUGUUGGAUCAUUCUUCUGCGAAGAGUAUCUAAAACAACAAUAUGA